CCGCGGUGACACAGUCAUGAUGGCCGCCGUGCGUCGGUUUCUGGCUCUUCGAAACAAGUUCACCAGCUCUACAAACGGUUUAAGCUUUUACUUUAACAGCAGACAGUCAUCGAGGGAAAGAGCAGUUCUGAGGCGUGUAGGGACAGGACUGUGUAUCACUGUCGGCGGAUUCACUGUUGUAUACUACAAUUCGGAUCGGGGACACGCAGCUAGUCAGCGUGCAUUGAUUUCUCCGCUCCCAGCCGUGGCUGCAAAAGAGAAGGCCAGUGCAUCUGGUGAAGAUGAAGAGGUUUCGAAGUCCGCUCAUGAGCACAGGUUCAGGCUCUUCAGUUCACUGGAGUAUGAUGGACAGCUUUACAUGACUCCCCUCGACUUUAUCGAGUCCGUCACUAUGAGCGAAUCAAAGAAAAAGAGGUUUUGGAGAUCCCUCACAAAACAGGAUCUAGACAAGGUUCUGUCAGAUACGCCACCUGUUUGGAAAGGAUCAUCCCAUCUGUUCCGAAACCUGCGGGAAAGAGGUGUCAUCGCUUACACCGAGUAUCUGUUUCUGCUUUGCAUUUUGACAAAGCCGCAUGCAGGUUUUAAAAUAGCUUUCAACAUGUUUGAUGCAGAUGGCAAUGAAAUGGUGGAUAAGAGGGAAUUCAUGGUGCUGGAGGAGAUAUUCCGUAAGAAAAAUGAAAAGAAAAAAGAGCGGGCAGGAGAUCCUGACAGUCCCUCUCAACUGCAUGAAACAGAAAAUGUCACCGAUACAACUCUGCUGGUGCAUUUCUUUGGAAAAAAGGGCAAAAGUGAACUUAACUUUGAUGACUUCUACAGAUUCAUGGACAACCUGCAGACAGAAGUCCUUGAGAUUGAGUUCCUCAGUUAUUCCAAGGGAAUGACCACCAUCAGUGAGGAAGACUUUGCUCGUAUCCUGCUGCGCUACACCACAGUGGAGAACAUUACAGGCUACCUUGAGAAUGUGCGUCAAAGCAAACCCGAUGAGAAGGGCAUCACGUUUGAAGAGUUUAGGUCGUUUUUUCAGUUCCUCAACAACUUGGAGGAUUUUGCAAUUGCCAUGCAAAUGUACAACUAUGCAAAUCGCCCAAUUGGACAAGGUGAAUUUGCACGUGCGGUCUAUGUGGCCACUGGACUGAAGCUGUCACGACAUCUUGUGAACACUGUUUUCAAGAUCUUUGAUGUGGACCAUGAUGACCAGCUGAGCUACAAGGAGUUCAUUGGGAUAAUGAAGGACCGGCUGCAUCGUGGCUCCUGGGGAUAUAAAGGUGAAGAGAGAUUCACAUCCUUUAAAGCCUGUAUGAAGAAGGAACUCACUGCUAAAUAGUGAAAGUCCCGCUGAGUGUUUCUCUUCACCCUCACGUCACAUUGAAGAAAUCUCACGUUGGAUUAAAGUUC
Sinocyclocheilus rhinocerous is the source of this 1395-nucleotide messenger RNA. RefSeq names its product calcium uptake protein 3, mitochondrial-like. Gene Ontology annotation, cellular component: uniplex complex. Gene Ontology annotation, biological process: mitochondrial calcium ion homeostasis; calcium import into the mitochondrion. The record is from RefSeq and is a predicted model, not a curated record. Bases 17 to 1324 code for a protein of 435 amino acids. The transcript has 13 exons. Gene Ontology annotation, molecular function: calcium ion binding. Lineage: Eukaryota; Metazoa; Chordata; Actinopteri; Cypriniformes; Cyprinidae.